Messenger RNA from Echinops telfairi (small Madagascar hedgehog), 1029 nucleotides. It is a transcript of the gene NECAB1, whose product is annotated as N-terminal EF-hand calcium binding protein 1. Gene Ontology annotation, cellular component: cytoplasm. The coding region runs from base 240 to 995 and encodes 251 amino acids. The transcript is spliced from 13 exons. The record is from RefSeq and is a predicted model, not a curated record. NCBI's taxonomy places the organism in Eukaryota, Metazoa, Chordata, Mammalia, Afrosoricida, Tenrecidae. Gene Ontology annotation, biological process: regulation of amyloid precursor protein biosynthetic process.
UACUGAGAAGAGCAGAUAAAAAUGAUGAUGGAAAACUGUCCUUUGAAGAAUUUAAAGCAUACUUUUCAGAUGGUGUGCUAAGUGGAGAAGAAUUACAUGAGCUCUUCCAUACCAUCGAUACACAUAAUACCAACAAUCUUGACACAGAAGAACUAUGUGAAUAUUUUUCUCAGCACUUGGGUGAAUAUGAAAAUGUACUAGCAGCACUUGAAGACCUAAAUCUUUCCAUCCUGAAGGCGAUGGGAAAAACAAAGAAAGACUACCAAGAGGCUUCUAAUUUGGAGCAAUUUGUAACUCGGUUUUUGUUGAAGGAGACAUUGAAUCAACUGCAGUCUCUCCAAAAUUCCUUGGAAUGUGCUAUGGAAACGACUGAGGAGCAAACCCGUCAAGAAAGGAGCGGACAGCUUCAUAUUUCUCCCAGAGAAUGGCCAGGGCCAGUCAAGCCAGAAGUCCUGUCUAUUCCGUGGCCCGGAAAGCGAUCAAGCCGCCGAGUCCAGAGACACAACAGCUUCUCUCCCAACAGCCCUCAGUUUAAUGUCGGCACUUCGGGUAUCUUAGAAGAAGACAGCCCGUGGAUGACCCAGAUAAAUAGACUGCAGAAAUUAAUUGAUAGACUGGAAAAGAAGGAUCUCAGACUGGAGCCACUGGAAGAAGAAGUUAUUGAAGGAAACACGAAAUCUCAGCACAUCAUGCUUGUGCAGCGUCAGAUGUCGGUGAUAGAAGAGGACUUGGAGGAAUUCCAACUUGCUCUGAAACACUACGUGGAGAGUGCUUCCUCCCAAAGUGGAUGUUUGCGUAUUUCUAUUCAGAAGCUUUCAAAUGAAUCUCGCUACAUGAUUUAUGAGUUCUGGGAGAACAGUAGUGUGUGGAACAGACAUCUUCAGAUGAAUUAUAGCAAGACAUUCCAAAGAAGUAACGUGGAUUUCUUGGAAACACCAGAGCUCACAUCUACUAUGCUCGUUCCUGCUUCAUGGUGGAUCCUGAACAACAACUAAACAUUCUUAAGACAUUUUCUUUAUAGUUCAAGUG